This is a messenger RNA of Saccostrea cuccullata (small rock oyster), 2796 nucleotides long. RefSeq lists its product as uncharacterized. The transcript has 4 exons. Lineage: Eukaryota; Metazoa; Mollusca; Bivalvia; Ostreida; Ostreidae. Gene Ontology annotation, molecular function: nucleic acid binding; aspartic-type endopeptidase activity. The coding region runs from base 1 to 2796 and encodes 931 amino acids. The record is from RefSeq and is a predicted model, not a curated record. Gene Ontology annotation, biological process: proteolysis; DNA integration.
AUGGCUACUGGAUUUCCUCCAUUUCCGAAGUUUGAUGUCUCAGAUCAAAGUUCAAUAGGACAGCGUUGGAAAAAAUGGAUCCAGCGAUUUGAAAAUUUCGUCCUUGCUAUGGGAAUUACUAGGAAUGAUCGCAAAAGGGCAAUACUCUUACACUAUGGAGGAGACGAAGUUUACAACAUCUUUGAUACUCUUGCGGACACAGGAGGGCCAAAUGACUAUGAUGCAGCAAAAACAAAACUGACGGAGCAUUUCAACCCAAAGAAGAACCUUGAAUUCGAAAUAUACAAAUUUAGGCAAGCUAAACAACAAUCAAGUGAAAUAAUGGAUUCCUAUCACACAAGACUCCGACAAUUGGCAGAAAACUGUGAGUUCGAAGAUGUCGAUAGGGAAAUAAAGUCACAAGUUAUUCAAGGAUGUGAGUCAAGUCGUCUGAGACGCAAAGCGCUGCGUGAACCUGACUUAACGCUCCAACAAAUCCUAGAUUCAGCGAGAGCUAUGGAAGUCUCACAACUCCAAGCCUCCGGUAUGGAAGACCAUAAGAGUCAAGAUGUACAUUUAAAUGCUGCAAACAGGAAAGUGAAUUCGUCUAAACAAAGGAAACAAAGAGAACCAACAAAAAAUGGACAUUUUUCAAAGCAGUGUAGGUCUGGCCAGAAACAAGAUACAAGAAAUUUCAACCGCACACCCAAAUCAAAGAAACCUGGUGUAAACAAUUUGGAUAAUGACAGUAGUGAUGAAGAAUAUGCUUUUGGAUUACAACUUAAUGCAACAAAAUCUUUGCCUAUCGCAAAUGUCAAAAUAAAUGGGAUUAAAGUUGACAUGCUGGUGGAUUCCGGAGCAAGUGUUACUGUCAUGGAUGAGUCGACGUUUGAAAGAGUAAGUCGCAAGAAACCAAUUAAAUUGUCAAAAUCAAAUGCUAAAGUUCAUGCUUACGGAAUGAAAGCGGCGUUACCAAUAAGAGGUAAAUUUCGAGCUGAAAUAGAAUCUAAACUCAGGAUUAUCGACACUGAAAUUCUUGUGGUGAAGAGUGCAAGUGGAUGUUUACUUAGCUGCAAUGACGCACAAAAGCUUGGACUCAUUCCGAUUACAAUAAAUGCUGUAGACCAAAAUGAAAAUACUGACCAACCCAGUAUACUAACGAGAUUUGCUGAUCGAUUUGAGGGGAUAGGAAAGCUGAAAGACUUUCAAGUGAAACUUCACAUUGACGAAACAGUGAAGCCCGUUGCGCAACCACAUCGCAGAAUUCCGUUUCACCGACGAAAGAAAUUAGAACAAGAGCUAAAGAAACUGGAAGAAAUGGACAUCAUAGAAAAAGUUGAUGGACCGACUCCGUGGGUGUCACCAAUUCUAGUAGCUCCAAAACCUAAAAAUCCUGACCAAGUGAGAGUUUUCAUCCAACAAACCAUUGAAGGAAUACCUGGAACACGCAAUAUAAGUGAUGAUAUUAUUGUGUAUGGCAAGUCCCAGGAGGAACACGACAGUUCGUUACAGUUGCUCUUAUCUCGACUGCGGGAACGAAAUCUAACGCUCAACAAAGAUAAGUGUGAGUUUAACAAAAGAAAGCUUGAAUUCUUUGGAUUUAUUUUCUCUGAAAAUGGAAUAUCGGCUGACCCCAAGAAAGUUGAGGCAAUCAAACAUGCAGAAAAUCCCAAAAAUGCAUCUGAAAUGCGCAGUUUCCUUGGCAUGGCUAAUUACUGUGCACGAUUCAUCAAGGACUUCGCCACAAUAUCACAACCUCUACGUGAACUGACCAAAAAGAAUCAACGAUGGACAUGGGAAAAGAAACAUGAACAGGCGAUACAGAAUAUCAAGGACGCAUUGACCAGUAGUGCAGUUAUGUCCUAUUUUGUCCCUUCAAAGCGCACAGAAGUCAUUGUCGACGCAAGUCCCGUCGGACUAGGAGCUAUCCUUACUCAAAUUGAUGGAAAUGGCAACCGGAAAGUUAUUUCCUAUGGAAAUCAUAAGCCAUUGGAAUUAAUAUUUGGAAACCCUGCAUCAAAACCACCUGCCAGAAUUGAGAGAUGGGCAUUGAGACUACAGCCGUAUGAUUUCCACAUAAAGUACAAACCUGGAAAGUUCAACCUAAGUGACUAUAUCUCACGUCACCCAAUUCGUCAAGAAAAUGACAAAUCAUUCUCUGUUGAAAAUUGCAUCAAUUUUGUAGUCCAGACAAACAUCCCGAAAUCAAUGACUCUGGAUGAAAUUCAGAAGGCUUCUGACAAAGAUGUACUGAUACGAGAUAUUCGAGAUGCAGUGAGGAGUGGAUCAUGGGUUGUUUUCAAGAAAUCAACAAGACCAGACUGGCAAUCUGUAUAUAAACUGAAGGAUGAAUUGACUGUUUCGCAUACCGGGAUAGUUCUCCGAAAGGACAAACUGUUUGUUCCACACUCACUCAGAAAACACGUUAUAAGUUUAGCACACGAAGGACAUCAAGGUAUCGUAAAAACGAAGUCGUUGCUAAGGGAAAAAGUUUGGUUUCCGGGCAUUGAUAAACAAGUUGAGUCGACACUAAAGAACUGUUUACCUUGCCAAGUUACGACAGAAACAAAACAUCUCGAGCCGUUGAAGAUGUCACCUUUACCAAGUGGACCCUGGACGGAAUUGUCAAUGGAUUUUUGUGGACCAUUUCCCUCGGGAGAUUAUCUCAUGGUAGUUAUGGAUGAGUACUCCAGAUACCCGAUUGUGGAUUUUCUUAAGUCUACGUCAGCAAAAGCUGUUAUUCCUAAGUUAGACAAAAUAUUUGCGGAAUUUGGAAUACCAAAAGUUCUGAAAACUGACAACGGACCUCUGUUUUAA